Necator americanus (New World hookworm) is the source of this 1536-nucleotide messenger RNA. RefSeq lists its product as uncharacterized. Gene Ontology annotation, biological process: regulation of cell cycle. The transcript has 15 exons. The coding region runs from base 1 to 1536 and encodes 511 amino acids. The record is from RefSeq and is a predicted model, not a curated record. NCBI's taxonomy places the organism in Eukaryota, Metazoa, Nematoda, Chromadorea, Rhabditida, Ancylostomatidae.
AUGCAUCAGCAACUGUUAAAUGGAACAGAUGAAAUGCUGCGUACAAAUGACUACCAUCUACUUGUGGCGCAAAACUUCCUUUCUAACAUUUCGCUGGAUGGAACUCAUAAUGAUACGAAUUUGCAAUUUUUCGAGCGGAAGAUGGACAAUCAGGGAUCUCUGGCUUCUUUGAGAAGUGGUUCCUGUGAUUCCGGUUGUCUCGAUGAAGGUAUUACUCCGCUGAUAGGAGCGAAAACGCAGACAUCCGGAAAAAUUCAGUCGACGAACGAAAGUCCGAUGUGUUCAAUGUUGUCGGGAUUCUCAGCCUCAAGAAACAAACCUUCAAGAAAAUUUUCCAUCAUCGGGAAAUUUGUGAGAAUGGUAAGUUCAGACGAAGGUCUUAUUGUCGACAAGAGAAGUAUAGCCGAAGAAAAGAAGUACGAGUUGGGCUCACUGACUGAAGGAAAAACGAAAACAACAUCAGAGUUGUUUGACCAAAGUCUCGUUGAUGACCGAUCAGUUUCGCCUAUCUCUGUGACCCAGUUCGCCUUUCUUCGACGCCUGCGGACGUCUUUUGCUAAGGCUGACAGAUCACGAUCCUACUUAUGUGCGUCAUCGGGGGCUCCACUUAUUGUGAUUUCACACUUUUCUUUUCAACCAAAUGUCCGUGAUCGGUCUCGUAUUCGUCGUUCACGAUCUUCGAUCGGAAGCACGGAGCGGAUCCAGCAGAGCGCUGUUGCUGGUUCAGUGGAGGAACUUCGUCCUUUUGACUUCAAAGAUGUGGAGUACGUACAGUUCGAACAACUCGUUUCGAAACUCCGCAGAUCAAGUGUAAUGUCGCAGAGCGGUGUAGCGUGGAAAUCCCCUUGUAAGGAGGAAAGAAGAACCAGUGAUGCAGUCACUAGUCAGCUUUUAAACAAUUCUUCUCUCGCUGGGCAUGGCUACACCCGAGAAAACAGUGAACUACAUACUGAAAACAUUGGAGGUGACAGUGAUUCAUACCAACUCGAAGGUGAAGAUACUCGACGCAGUGAUUAUGAUCCGAUGAUGUUGGAUGAAAUUGCCUCAGCGAGUCGAACCAUAAUUCGUGUCAACGGGUUCAUCGGCGUGACCAAACUUUUCGCCUCUCCCCAGGCUUCGAAAGCUUCGCUAAAUGAUACCUUCGCAGAAAGGUUCCCUAGUAUUCACCUCACGUACAGCAAGCUCCGAAGCAUAAAACGAGAUUUAUGGCUUCUUGCGAAGGAGUGUGAUGUAGAUGAGUACACCCUCGCACAUACGUUCGUAUAUUUCGAAAGGAUAGUUUGUAGGGGUCUCAUUUCGAAGUACAAUCGGAAGUUUAUAGCUGGGGUAGCUUUUCUGAUUGCUGUAAAACUAAACGACUACAAAAAACCGGUCAUCGUGAAAGUAUUAGAGCGCGCUGAAGAGCACUUUCGGAUAUCGAGGCGAGAAAUGUUAUCUUUUGAACUCCCUGUGUGUUCAGCACUCCAGUUUGAUCUCUUCCCUCCAGCUCAUCAUGUGGAACCUCAUCUCAGAAAGAUCAUGUUCGGCGUGUUUUAG